Cloeon dipterum is the source of this 477-nucleotide messenger RNA. RefSeq lists its product as uncharacterized. Lineage: Eukaryota; Metazoa; Arthropoda; Insecta; Ephemeroptera; Baetidae. The record is from RefSeq and is a predicted model, not a curated record. The transcript has 2 exons. The coding region runs from base 1 to 477 and encodes 158 amino acids.
AUGAAGCUGUGUUGCAGUUUAAGAAUGAAGCCAAUUAGAGUCACGGAUGAACUUUUAAACACGCUCAACUCGAAUGACAGCAUCAAUAUUUUCAACAAUCCUGAGAAGGCAUCAACCGACCGCGAGCUGAUAAAAACCAGCUUCUGGAUGGCCGCGACGCGCCAAGGGUGCGCCGGCCAAUACCGAUUCUGCUUGCACGACGACGUGGGUCCUUGGGACUCGACGGACGACUUCUGGGACAUGGUCAACCCGCGGGACGACGGCUCGUGUUUGGUCGUCGACCGGCAGUACGCGAAGGAAGGGGCGCCGUUCGGGGUGCGCCAGGUGCAGUGCUCGGCAUCCACGGCCAAUUUCGCCUGUCAGGUGGACGGCAAGAGGAUCAACGACCUGGUCAAUGCAGGAUCAGCAGACAAAUCUGAGGUUUUAAUCAUGAUAUUGAUAGCAACCAGAUCCUUUUUUAAGUUUAUAGGGAAAUAA